AUGCCAGAGGUACGUCGUUCUGCCAGAAUUAGAACAAAAUCAACUCAAACAACUUCUGAUAAUGAAUCUGACAACGAACAAGAUGAAGUGACACGUUCUAUCGAAGCCGAUGCUAGUACUAUCUUAUCUGACGACUCUGCUGAAAGUUCUAGUGACUCUGAAAAUGAUGAUGUUGGAGAUGAGGAUUAUCUUGAAUUGGCGUCUAAAUCAAGGAAGAGAAAACCAACUGGUUCAUCUGCCAAAAAACCAAGUGCUAAAAGGUCUAAGAAGACACCGAGCAAUAAAUCUCGGAACACGAAUAUACCUGGAAAUAAGAAAGACCAAGAACUUUACUUGGAAAUAGUAAAGGAAUUCAAGCCUACUGAUUUAUUGGAAAUCUUAGCGUCUUCAGAAGAUAUAUCCAUCGACGAACUGUUGCGAUCCUGGUUAGAAAAGUACAACGAUAACCGAGAUGCCUUCCUUCAAGAAUUCAUCAAUCUACUGUUGAAUUGCUGCGGUACAGUGGCAAGGGUAGAAAAUCAUGAUGUUCACAGUAACGAAUCAUCGAACGAAACAAUCGGAGAAGUACAGUUAAUGUUUCAAAGACAAAAAAUUCACGAGUUUCAUCUUUUAUUGAGUAAAGAACACAAAAGAAAAUCUAAAUACAAGCCAUUGUACAACAAUUUUGUGGAACUUAUGUCCAAAUUCCUAGAUGUAGCAGGUGAUUUACAACUAGUUUCUGUUGAGUCAACAAAUGAAGAAGAUGAUAGUCCAGAGAUUACGAUGGGUCCAUUAAUUUUAGAUUUAUUAACUUGGUUAUCCGCACUUUCUGUCUCAAACAUUCGAUGCUUUAGAUAUAUCUCUUCUUUAACGUUAUAUCUAUUCCAGGACUAUUUGACAGAACAGGCAGUAAAUUUAGACAAAAAAUAUCUCUCAAAAUUAACCAAGCAAUUAGCCUUAGAAGAAAAGAAGAAAAGGCCAAAUAAGAAGACAAUUGGAAAGCUACAAUCAACUAUAGCAGAAAUACAAGGUAACAAAUCUGUUAUUCAAAGUAUUAUUGAUAAUAUUGUAAAGUUGUGUUUCGUGCAUAGAUUCAAAGAUGUGGAUGAGUCGAUUAGAUCUGAAUCAAUGGUACACCUAGGAACAUGGAUAAAGAAUUUUCCCGAACACUUUUUAAAAGUGACAUAUUUAAAGUAUUUUGGCUGGUUGCUAAGUGAUUCAUCUUCAAACGUGAGACUAGAAGUACUCAAAGUACUACCGGGCCUUAUUUUAACUAAGCGUGGAUGUGCAGUUGAUAACUCAGUGAUAAGACAGUUUUUUGAAAGGUUUAAGAAAAGAAUACUAGAAAUUGCGAAAAAAGAUAUUAAUGUAGAGGUUAGAAUACAUGCAGUAACUAUUGUAUUGGCUGUGGUGCCAUUAGGUUAUCUAGAUGAUCCUGAGAUUUUAAGUAUAUCAAGCCUAAUUUUUGAUGAUGCAGAUCUCAAAGUAGCAUCAGCUAGUAAAGGGAGCAGGUUUUUGGCAGCUGUCGCUAAGUUCUUCACCGAAGUAGUUUCUGAAAAAUGUGAAGAGUCAAUUACGGAUAGUGAUCUACCAGAUACCGUAUCUGAAAUGAACUCAUCGUCCAUUGUAAAAGUUGGUGUUUUUCUACGUCUAUUGAACAAUUCUUUUAUGGUGCACUUACAGAGUUACACAAAUCCUGUUAAUUCUCAAAAGAGAGUUCAUCUUAUAUUUCAGGCGGCUGAAUUUCUUUCACCAUAUUUUAGCUCCCAUAUUGAGGACAUCUGCCAAUUACUUAUUAAGGAUGGUAUUUCAGAAGAGCUUUCUAGUCGCUUCAAUACAGAAGAUAUUCACAUGAAUACUUCAUCCGAUGAUACGAAUGAUCUUCUUGAUAUUACGCCACUAUUCCCAACUGAUAAUAAUAGCACCAUUUUAUAUGUAAUUGUUCUCAACGGACUUUGUCAAGGAGGUGUUGAUGUAAACAAAGUACAAUUGAAAUCUAAGGUCUCAGAUAUAAUUAUCCCCAACCUCAAAAAGUUGCUGCAGACUCUACCCAUGCACUCUACUGAUAUCCUUGCCCCAAUAUUGAACCUUUGUUCGCUUUUUAGUUUUGAAGACUGGAUUCAUGUUGGGCUAGAGAAAAGUAUUCCAAAGAUCAUGGAAUUAAUUAUGAAAUUAUUCAUGGAAUCUACAUUGGACUCCUCUAAAAAUGAUAUGAAGUUUCAAGUAUUUACCAAUGUUAUCGAACAUUUUAAGAGAUUCGAACUAAAAGAUAUUGAUGAAAUUUGUUUAAAUCAGAUGACUCAUUUGAAAAUCCAAUUAUCAAAGUAUCUACAGGAAAAAAUGAACGAUAAUAACGAUAAUCUAGAAGACAAUAUCAAUGAAUUGAUAAUCACACUAUAUGAAAGCUAUAUUAAUAAAUUAAAUCUUCUGGGAAAAGAAUACAUGUUGGAAUUUGAUGAUACUCUUUUAAAUUUGUUCAUGAGUAACUAUAUAAGCCGUAUCCCCUUUAUGUUUGAACGCCUUGGCCGAGAGACUAUCAAGGAAGUGAAUUUUAAUGGCUUAGUUUUGUUAGUUACCUGGCAAUUACAAAAAUGGAACAAAAUCAUCGAAACUACGCCAAAUGAUUCGAUAGUUGAAGCUCCUAUGCAUACAAUAAAGUCUAUCGCUAUGAUCAUUGAAACUAUUAACGAAGUUCUUCUCAACUUGACUCACUCUGAAGAAAAUGACACCAACGAAUUCUUAAUUAAGUGGUCUUUAUCAAAUGCAUUGAUUGAUAUCAUUGUUGCACUAAAGAUUUUCGAGGCAAAACUAUCAAAUUCACAAACCUCCUGGAAGAAUGCAUUAGCUUCGCAAAUACCAUAUUAUUUACAUCCUACAAACAACGAUCUCUUCAUGGAUGUAUUUUUACACUUGGAGAGUCUUUGUGUUAGCGAUCCUAGUGUCCAGUUGACAAGGUUGGCUCAAGAAGAUGUAAAUUUGAAUGAUCUUCCUAAGGAAGAUAUAUUUGAUGGUCAAUAUGAAAGAGAGUUGCUAUUAUUUACGAUAAAACUGAAGGCAUUAAUUAAGUUGGAUAUCCUACGAGGUGAUAUAAUAUCGAGGAUUGCUCUAAAUGUGGAUAAGUUAGGUCCUCUGUACUCAAAGAUUAUUGAUGAUACGAUCUUUUUGCCAAGCAAGGAAGAGACAUUGACGCAAAGAAGGAAUAAAGGAAAUAGUGAACCACUUGCGAAUACUAAGCAAUCUGCAAAUGACACCCAGGAUGAAAAUGAUGCUUUUGAUCCUAUCGACUCAUCCUCGCAGCCACCAAGUACAGGAGAGCAGGAUAGUACUAGACGCCAAUAUGAAGGUCUAGAACCUAUAGAAGAGCAAUCUCAAGAAAUCUCCGCAGAACCAAUGAACAUACCUAUGAAAGAUGUGGACGGUUUACCACACGCUAAUGAAAGUUCAGAAAUAUGA
Molecule: messenger RNA, 3432 nt
Organism: Naumovozyma castellii
Lineage: Eukaryota; Fungi; Ascomycota; Saccharomycetes; Saccharomycetales; Saccharomycetaceae
Gene: IRR1
Product: cohesin subunit IRR1
Exons: 1
Coding region: 1-3432 (1143 amino acids)
Source: RefSeq, a predicted model, not a curated record